Messenger RNA from Symbiodinium necroappetens, 1391 nucleotides. The record is from the annotation of a GenBank genome assembly. Lineage: Eukaryota; Dinophyceae; Suessiales; Symbiodiniaceae.
CCCCACUGGUGGGCGAUGCCAUCCUCGGCAACCAGUCCACGCUCCGCAUCCGAAGCGACUCCUGGUCCAAGGCCGAAGCGGACUCUCGCUUCCUGCGGACGAACGAUCUGGGCCCCCUAGACGCCAGGUACUUCCCGAACACGCCGGGCGCCGAAGGCAGCGGCAUCUUCAACUUGGUCCAGACCCAGUUCACUCCCGUCGUGAUCCGGAACCUGCUCUGCCAGACUCCGCUCUCCGCCCAACCCAUCCUGGGCAACGGCAGCACCCUGCAAAUCAGCUGCGACUGCUGGUCCAAGGGUCAAUCGGACGGAAGGUAUCCGUUGAUUGCGAACUUUAACUCCCUGAGCCAGCGUGUCACGGACCUGGAGAACGCCCCCGGAGUGGAUCCCACGGCAGACCUGACGGUCAACAGCCUCACGGCCACCAGCUUCGUGGACACGCCACUGCUGCAGAGUGCUGCCGCGGACCUGCAGAUCCGGAACGCCACCACCACCAUCCGUGCCGAAGACGGCACCCUGCUGGCCAGCUUCGCGACUGGCAGCAUAGGCCUGGAGCAGGACAUCACCGUCCGGGUCAACCGGACCCUCAACGCCACCACGCCGGAUUUCGCCCAGUUCUUUGUAGGCUCCACGGCAGCCACCGGGACCUUUGCGAGCAGCAGCUCCAUCACGGCCACGCAACAGAUCGAGAGCGACCUGCGGGUGCAGGCACCGCUGGUGCGCAGCGAGCCGGCGGCACCGCUGCUCACGAUCCAGGGCGGCACCAACGGAGUGCUCGUGGACGACACCCUGCGCAUCAACGGGGUCCUCGCCCCCGAGGCGUCGCUGCCCUUCCUGAGCCUGUCGGGCGGCACCAGCGGCGUGCAGGUGCUCAGUCCGCUGCUGGAGCAGAUCGCGGUGGGGCCCACCAACGGCACUGUCGGGGUGGUGGUGCGGAAUGCUGCGGCGACGGGAGAGGCUUCUUUGCUGCUAGACGCCAACAACCAGAACGACGUGGCCGAACUGAAGGUGCUGGCGGGCGGGGGCGUGAUCUUCGGCUACGGCCACCUGAACGCCUCGGACCGGCGGCUCAAGGAAAACAUCCGGCGCGUGCCGGAUCAGCACGUCCAACGGCUCUUACUACGACCGGAUCGGGGAGGCAAGGACCAGCUUGGGUUUAUUGCGCAGGACGUGCAGGCUGCCGGGAAGCUGGGCAAGACCCUGUGCAAGACCAUGAGUGGUCCAGAAGAGCUGCUGGCUCUGGACUAUCAGAAGCUCUCGGUGGUCCUGUGGGGCGUAGUCAAGAAACUGCAAAAGCGGACGACAAGCUGGAGCGAGGCUGUCAUGAACCGAGCAUCCGAGCAUAACUUGGUCGUGCUGUCGACAAAUGGUCAAUGUGCUGGAAGCAUCGUG